AUCCAUACCGCUUUUCCACAGCCUGCAGCUAGCCACUUGCUACUUCUUUGCCAACAACAGGGCAGCCUAAAAAAUUGUCGCAGUAUGGGGGUUUUUCAGCCCGCCUUGUGGGGUUUAUUUGUAUGCAAGGAUGUAAUCGAGAAAAGGCUCUGACUUGACCUCCUUCUCAUUAGUUGUGAUGCAUGUGUUUGGAUUGAAUCAAGGCAUUGUUUUGUUUUUUUUGCUUGGUGUUAGGUCCGCCUUCUGGCUAUUCAAGUCGCUCAACUUUCUUUAAAAAAAAAAUAUCCAAAACUACGCUGCUGGAACAUUCCGUGACAGGUGCAGUUUUCUCUGUGGCCUCCAAGCUCUCUGCUCAUGCUCCGCUGGAGGACUCAGUGAGCCUGGAGGGGGUUAGAUGGGAUGGACAGCAAAGGUAGCUCCCUGCCUUCAAUGCCUGAACCAGCCAACCCGAUCAGCAUGAAGCAGCCGCCGGAGUGCCUCAGUGUACGGAAAGGUGGGGGGGACAUGAGCAGUGACCCCACUCUGCUGUUGGACAAAGCUGCUGCCCAGCUAGCCGCCACUGUACAAGACGGUGUCCUUCAGAAGAUGGCUGGCCACAGUCAUAACAACCACAGCCACGAGAGGCUCAAAGACCUCACUUCUCGAGUGCUGAAUGGUGACCAAGACGCACUUUGUGCUCCAGAGACACCGAUGCUCAAAGGCGCUGAGGCCCCUGCUACAAAUGGCACACAUCAGCCCGAUUGCACCCCUCAUACUGAAGCUGAACUAAAGGUGACGAUACCCCAGGUGGUUCAGCAGCAGCUGUUUGAGCCGAGCUAUGCCAAUGGGACCAGUUUUGCCACAACCACAGAGGAGAAUUUAUCUGGAACAGAGAUGAGACAGGAAGUAAAGAAAAGGAACGGGAGACCCCACAAACCAAAACCUCAGAUAAAUCUAAGUUCCUCUCCCAUCCCUGUGGACCCACUGGACCACACAAAGGCUGAAGACGAAGCCAGAGAGACUGAAGAGCUUGAUCUCAUCCCAGAGUUGGUGGGCGAGGCUGCAGUAGAGUUGCCUUUGCACGUACGUUUUUCCGCCGGUGAUUUGGUUUGGACCAAGGUGUCAGGAUAUCCCUGGUGGCCCUGCAUGGUAACCACAGACCCAGAAUUCAACAAUCACGUCAAACAGAAAGCCGCCACCAGCAGACUGGGCCUCCUUUUCCACGUGCAGUACUUUGGAGAUGCCCCUGAGAGAGGCUACAUCUUCGAGAAGAACAUGGUGUCCUUCACUGGGGAGGAUCAAUACCAGGAGCUCAGCUUAGGCAACAAACAGCCAGCAUCUCGCGUCAUCCACAAAAAGACAGCGCCCUCUGUGCCCCGCAAACUCCAGGCUCAGUGGAACAUGGGCAUCGUUCAGGCCAAAGAGGCCCUCAGCAUGUCAAUGGACGAGCGCAUGGCAAACUUUGCGUUUCUGUACGACGACGAGGGGCCUCAUCUGAACCCUCAUACCCUGGAGAAGUUAAGGCCAGAACCAACCGAAGAGCUGGACCAGGAAACAAUGUCCAGACUCAGCCCCGAUGUCCCCUCCCUGCCAACGGGUCCAACAGACGAUCCCUCAGCAGCAACUCUGUCUCAAGAUAGCACUUCAACAGGGACACCGACACAAGCACCCAGAAGAAAAGUCCAAACUGGAGUUUGGAAGAAAAGGGGCAAAGCACAACUAAACGGUGUCCUCUCCAAAAGUAAAAAAAACACAGUUCUUCCUGACAUGAUGCUUCAUCAGCAGACACCCUCACAGGAUUCCACCUCUUCUACACCAGACAUUCAAUCUGAAUCAGUGAUAGCUCCGAAGAAGAAGAGGAGGCCGAGACAGGCUCAGCCUGCCACAAAGACUGUGAGGAGAAGGAAGAAAACUGCAACGGACGCCACAUGUGAUCCUGUGAGGAAAAGGAAACCAAAGCAGGUUUCUUCGACAGUCGACCUUCCGGAACCGGUCACACUUCAAGUUUCAGUUCCAGUCGAGAAAGUGAAGAGAAGACGGAACAAGAAGAGUCCAGAUGAGCAGAAGAGUGAUUCCACAGUCAAAAGGCAGCGGAAGAAGGCGGUUAAAAGGCCCCUAACAGACGAAACAGCGGACCAGGUCCAGCCGCCUAAAAGGAGACGUAAAACGAGCAAAGAUGCUGAAAAACAGGCGUCAACUUCAGACGGAACGGAGAAAAAGCGAAGAAGAAGGAAGAAAACCGACGUAGAGCCACAAGAAACCAGGAAGCCAGGAAAGAAGACGAAAGCCCUCCUCGCUGAAAACCAAGAUGCUGAGAAACCAAAGCGUAGGAGGAAAAGGAAACAGGAAGGAGAUAACCAGGCCACACCCACCAAGGCAAAAAAGAGGCGGUCCUCCCCGUGUCCUGACCCUGAGGGAUCUGGGAGCGAAGAACGUCCCGACUCUCCGAGCGACAGCUUAGACGGAACGAAAAAGGGCGAACGAAAGAAAGAGUUUGUUUGCCAGACAUGCGAGCAGGCGGGCGAGGACUUGGUGCCCUGUGAAGGCCAGUGCAAUGGGAUGUUUCACCUCCACUGUCUUGGUGUCUCGUUCAUACCUGAAGAAAAGAUGCAGUGUCAGGAGUGCAGCACAGGGAUUCACUCGUGUUUCAGCUGUAAGCAGUCUGAGGGCGCGGUGCGUCGCUGCCACGUCCCCCACUGUGGCAAGUUUUACCAUGAAGCCUGCAUCCGCCUGAACCCCCUCACUGUGUUCGACAACAAGGGCUUCCGCUGCCCGCUCCACGCCUGCCUCAACUGCCACUACGGCUGCCGCACCAAGCAGAAGUCCACCAAAGGACGGUUGAUGCGUUGCCUUCGCUGCCCUGUGGCGUACCACGUCGGUGACCAGUGCGUAGCUGCGGGUAGCGAGAUGAUCACAAACUCCGCCUUCAUCUGCACCAAUCACUUCAACGCCAAGAAGGGCUACAGCCACCACAGUCACGUCAACGUCAGCUGGUGCUUCGUCUGCUCCAAAGGAGGGCAGCUGCUGUGCUGCGAGUCUUGUCCUGCAGCGUUUCACCCAGACUGCCUGAACAUCGCCAUGCCUGAUGGGAGCUGGUUCUGCAACGACUGCCGGGCAGGAAAGAAACCCAAAUACAGGGACAUCAUCUGGGUCAAACUGGGAACAUACAGGUGGUGGCCUGCAGAGAUCCACCACCCCAGAAACAUCCCCACCAACAUCCAGCACCUUCGACACGAGAUCGGGGAAUUCCCCGUUUUCUUCUUUGGCUCCAAGGACUACUUCUGGACCCACCAGGGCCGAGUGUUUCCUUACAUGGAGGGAGACAGGGGUAGCAAGCACCAGAGGACGGGCAUCGGCAAAGUUUUCAAGAAUGCUCUGUUGGAGGCUGAAGCUCGGUUCAAGGAGAUAAAAAUCAAACGAGAGGCCAAGGAAGCGCAAGAAAACAGCCGGAAACCGCCUCCAUAUAAAUUCAUCAAGGUCAACAAACCCUUUGGUAGAGUUCAGGUCUACACAGCGGACAUCUCCGAGAUCCCCAAGUGUAACUGCAAGCCGUCAGUGGAGCGGCCGUGUGGGUUCGAGUCCGAGUGUCUGAACCGCAUGCUGCAGUACGAGUGCCACCCUCAGGUGUGUCCCAGCGGGGAGCGCUGCUGUAACCAGGACUUCACCAAACGUCUCUACCCAGAGACCAAGAUCAUCAAGACACCGGGCAAGGGCUGGGGCCUGGUGGCGCUCAGGGACAUCAAGAAGGGCGAGUUUGUGAACGAGUACAUCGGGGAGCUGAUAGACGAGGAGGAGUGUCGUGCAAGGAUCGUGUACGCCCAUGAAAACAACAUCACUUAUUUCUACAUGCUCACCAUCGACAAGGACCGGAUCAUUGACGCUGGUCCAAAAGGAAACUACUCUCGCUUCAUGAACCACAGCUGUCAGCCAAACUGUGAGACGCAGAAGUGGACGGUGAACGGCAACACACGAGUUGGUCUGUUCGCCGUCUGUGACAUCCCAGCAGGGACGGAGUUGACCUUUAACUACAACCUGGACUGCCUCGGGAAUGAGAAGACCAUCUGUCGCUGCGGGGCCCCCAACUGCAGCGGUUUCCUUGGUGAUCGGCCUAAGAACUCAAACGGCCAAACAGCGGAGUCGAAGGGGAAGAGGUUGAAGAGAAAGUAUAAAAGGAGGAAAUCGGAGGGCAAGAAGUCUGACGACGAGUGUUUCCGCUGCGGGGACGGAGGGCAGCUGGUGCUCUGCUGCAAGAAAGCCUGCACCAAAGCUUAUCACCUGUCCUGCCUGAACCUCACCAAGAGACCGUUUGGCCGCUGGGACUGCCCCUGGCACCACUGUGACGUCUGCGGGAAAAACUCCGAGGCCUUCUGUCAGCUUUGCCCCAACUCCUUCUGCAAGGCUCACCAGGAGGGGGCGCUGCGUCCCUGGCCCGCCACAGGCCAGCUCUGCUGUCAGGAGCACGAAGAGCUUGAAGCGACCGAGAACCACGAGCGGGAUGUCAACUGUGAGACGAGUACGACCGCCGCCGCCGUCACCGCGGUAACCGGCCGUGCGGCUAAAGGCUCCAGAAAGGCGGGAAGAGCGGUGGCCAAGACAAAAGGCUCCAGGAGGAAGGCAGCAGAGGCGUAAAGUUGACCCUGCAUAUUCCCCAAACGCCAAACUAGACUUUUUUAUGCCUGCUCCUCCUAUCAUAAACAAAUCCUCCAAACCCCCCCCCUUGUAAUAAUGACUCCAAGACCACAAAAAUCAAGGCGCUGUACAUGUUCGUUAUCAGGGAAAGCUGCUGAUCGCUCACACGCUCGGCAGCCGUCUCCAGCUCGUCGCAUUUUUUUUCAGGUUAAUUUUCACAACGUCUGCACUCGGUCCAACCAUCUGUGGUGAGGCACACAACGCAGCAGAACGAGCACGGGUCAGGACUCCUCAGAUUGUGGAUUUCAAACCUUUUUCCCCCACCAACCAAAAACUGCCUUUUUGAUUUUAAAGUAAAAAGAAGAAACUAGUUGAACCUGAAACAGCUCUUACUAGAAGCCUGAUGCCUCGCCAUGUGCUACCUUGACUCUGUCGCCCCCCCAUCCCCCCGUCACUCAACACAGAUGAUCCUGAACAACAGAGUUUUAUAAGUAUAUAUGUGUAUAUCAAAGACCAAAAUUAUGAAUACUGGAAGAGUUUAUGACGUCAAACAGGUUGCCAAAUGGAUGUUUUCCUUUUAUAUAUAUAUAGUGUAUAUAAUCCAGAUGUACUAUGGAACACCAAGACACUAUGGAUCGGCCUCAGACGACCUCCUCUGUAGUCAUAGAUUACAUUGAACUGUAGGCUUUUGUUCGCUGUUUAUACAACCUGUUGUUUUGCUUUAGCUCAGCGGAACUCUUUAGAUUUUAAAAAUGUCCUUUUUUUUAAUUUUAUUUUUGGUAUCCGGAUGCUGAUGAAUAUGAACAAUAGCUCCCACAAACAGUUUUAACCCACCAGCCGGUCCAGAGAGCGAGAGAUAUUUAACAGAGAGCACUCUUUACAGUAACAUCCUCAGGAGAGAUGCAUGCUGGGAGCUCUGCGCUGCAUUGUGGGGGGGAAAAGCAUAGCAAAGAAAAAAAAUGAAGGAAGUCACGUUUUGUUUUAACGUUUUAGUAAAGUUGUUCUAAGUCCUGAUCUUCAGAUGCUGUUAUUUCUUUUGGAUUUAAAUAUCUGAAUUGUCGAGCACAAGGUUUUUUUCAUGAUUAGAUAAACGCAUCACGCUGCUCCGCUUGCCGGAUUUUCAUUGACUUUUCAGACACACCUCAGAUGUGUUAAUCCUCGGGAGGUUUAAACUGCUUCCCUUUAACACGGGCUAACAUGGUGUGAGUUCAGGUUUGUUAACUCUACUCGAUAUGAAGAGAAGAGUACGGUGGCUGUUAAAGGACAUGUCAGACUUGAAGUCCGUGUAGAUUCUCAGUCAUCCAGGUCAGGGUAAACCCCAAGUUUGAUACAAAGGCAACUGGACUUGGUGGACUAGGUCGGUCUUCAAGAUCUUUAAACCAAGUCCAGUUACCUUUUGGAUCAAGCUUUGAAUCUCAGACUUGAAGUGAUUGCAAAUAUGUGAAAACAGUUUGAGAGAACCAAUCCUGAUCUUGUCGUUCACACACACGCCUCACAAACGGCAGACUUUCCCGGUCAGAAGGGAGGGGACAGUCGGGACGGGGGUUCUUAUGAGGCAGGAAGUUAAGGACAUAAAUACAUUGACUGGAAACAUUAACAUUAAUCCAAUAUGUUAGAUUUUAGUUUCUCAAAGUGUUGUUUAAUGUGUGUUAAAAAUUCAAACAUUUAGCAGACGAUCUGACAGACGAUUCAUUUAAAGAAUUUCCUGCAACAAUUUUUUUUUUUUAAUUUCAAAAUUUCAAGCAAACAAGUAGAAAAAACCUGAAGUGAAGUCAUGACGCUGAUCCCUCUCCAGCUGUUUUUCACAUUUUUUAACUGGAGACUAUUUAUCAUUUUUGACACUUUUUUAAUCAACCGAAAGAAACUCAACGCUUUCACAUGAUUGCUCGUGUCGGCGCUCUUUUGUUAGCAGCAGGGUUUUUUGAUCUCCAGGUUCACAAGGAGCUCGACAAAUACUCUUCAAGGUCUUCACUUUAGACUUUUGAGUUUGCAAUAGAAAUGCAUUAUAUCAAUCCAGGUUUAAAUUCAAUUAAAAUGCAAACAGCGCGUAAUUAGAGACGACCCAGCUCCUGUAACUAAGUCUAAAAUGUCCUUAAAGAGCCACCGUACUCAGGAGUAUUCAGAAGCAAAAAGUUGGAGUAACACAGAAUCUUCUCGUCUUAGUUCUUUGCUUAACAAUUAGAUUUUUAAGCUUCUAAAAUGAAUCUUUUGAUUUAAUCUAACAUAUUUAAGUCUGUCCUGUGUUAAGUGAACAUCUGUUUUUUUACAGCUUCAUGUUCUGUGCCUCUUUCAUCACAUUUCACAUCGUUAAAAGUUGCUUCAUCACAGAAUCUAAAUCUCCAAAGGCAGCCUUUUUCUGCAAUAUAUUUUUUUUUUAAUCUCAAAGAGGCAAUCGGUGCUUUUCUCUUUCUUCCUAUAAAACGUUUCCACACAUCUGAUCUGAGGCGUACAGACGCAACCAGACAGGGUUUUUUUUUUUUAUAUAUAUACCUGCACCUUUUCUUUUCCUUUUAGUACUCUCUAUUUCUCCCGGGGCGUGUGAAUGGGACACGUCCAGCGGUGCAGUGAGUGGUGUACGAGUAUUUUUCUGUAUCCUAACCUUGUGUUGAGUGAAUGUAGUUAUUUUUGUAAGCACUGUAAUUCCCUGUAGAGCUGAAGUGUAACGUGUGCGUAGGGGUUUCAUUCUGUAACUACUGUCAUAGUAAACCAGAGACUAAUAUGUACAUAAUGUAUAAGUGGUAAUAGUGAUGCAUCUAUUGUAAAUAUCAUACAAUCUUUCUGACAUGUAUGUUUUGUUUUUUUCUUGAUGCAGUGCUGAAACACUUUUUGUGCAGGAUCUGACGUCUGUAGAAUCAUGCAUUAAAAAGUCGCCCAACAUGAA
Molecule: messenger RNA, 7489 nt
Organism: Labrus mixtus (cuckoo wrasse)
Lineage: Eukaryota; Metazoa; Chordata; Actinopteri; Labriformes; Labridae
Gene: nsd2
Product: nuclear receptor binding SET domain protein 2
Exons: 23
Coding region: 400-4608 (1402 amino acids)
Biological process (GO): regulation of DNA-templated transcription
Cellular component (GO): nucleus; chromatin
Molecular function (GO): histone H3K36 methyltransferase activity; protein binding
Source: RefSeq, a predicted model, not a curated record